Messenger RNA from Lasiodiplodia theobromae, 912 nucleotides. Its product is annotated as C6 zinc finger domain containing protein. Lineage: Eukaryota; Fungi; Ascomycota; Dothideomycetes; Botryosphaeriales; Botryosphaeriaceae. Gene Ontology annotation, molecular function: transcription cis-regulatory region binding; DNA-binding transcription factor activity. Gene Ontology annotation, biological process: positive regulation of transcription by RNA polymerase II. The record is from RefSeq and is a predicted model, not a curated record. The coding region runs from base 1 to 912 and encodes 303 amino acids. The transcript has 3 exons. Gene Ontology annotation, cellular component: nucleus.
AUGAAUCCUCAAGUCCGCAUGUUGUUCUCUCAUUUCUCCGAAGCCGUAGCUCCCGUCAUGGUAGUCCUGGACAACGUCUCCAAUGGCUACCGCGACUUCAUCCUGCCAAUGGCGUGUGAAGACGAGGUGCUCAGGCGGGCGGUCGAGGUCGUGGCGGCACAGCACUUGAGUCACUCGAAGAGGCCCGACCUCCAGGCGGCUGCCGAGGCUGGCCGCGCCGCUGUUAUCUCGAGGCUGCGCCGGGAUGCGAUGCAGGCGCCGCAAGAACAGGUAUUCAACGUCUUCACGUGGGCUACGCUGAUCGUGCUGCUGGUCGGCGAGACGGUGACAGGGAGCUCCGAGUACGGCUAUCUGGUCCAGAUGCUCCUGUGUCUUUCGAGAAACAGCGCUGGAGCGGCACAUGCUUCGAUGCUAAACAACUUUCUGACACAGCAAACGCACAUGUUCGAGUUUCUCGCUCAGCCGCUUCUUGGAGAGACCAGUGUGAUAGCCGAUCCUCUCCAGUACCUCGACUGGCUCGCGUACGAGUUGCCGUCGGGGUCAGAGGAGGAGGCCACCAUUUCCGUCACGCGAGAAGCAUUUCUUGAAGCUUCAAAGCUCUACUUCAACAGAACGCGAUCAGAAGAGGACUUGCAGGAAUCCCUUCGAAACCUCAAAGCACUGCUUUCCAAGAUACCUCACGACGCGCCUGGUGCUCACGCCCUUGUCUGGGUAUGCUUCCUUGGCGCGGUCGAGAGCACAGACGAGGAGAGCAGAAGCGUCUUCACAGAGCGCAUGGCCCGCGUUUACGCCAAGACGGGCUUCCGUAACAUUCCCGCCGCCAUCCAGUCCUUGGAGCGGAUAUGGGCACGGAAAGAUUCCAGCAGCCGGAUGGCGAGCUUGCCGGAAGCCUCGCCUGUGCUCGUUAUGUGA